UGUUUCUCAUUUCUUGGGGAGAGUAACGGCGGGAAGGUCUGUGCCUCGGGCCGGCGUGAGUCGGGAUUUGCAGCUGAGAGGAGAGGAGUCCGGUGCCGCCGCCGCCGCCCCACUCACCUAAAUACCCGGGCCCCUGGGGUUGCAGGCGGGGGCGGGGCUUUGGGGCCAGAUUUGAGGAGGAGGUCUGCUGCGGUUUCCUCCUUCGAAGCCAUUCCCCAAAAUGAGCUUUUCCCGCCCAUUUGCCCUACUUCCUCUCCUCCUCUUGUUCCCAGGGGCCCGUGACCCAUUUUUUUUUUUUUUUUUUUUGAGACCGGAGUCUUGAUCUUGUCGCCCCCUGACCCAUUCUUUUUAUUCUUCUCUACAGCAUCCUUUCAUAUAUUCAUUCAGUCAGCUAAUUUUUAAUCCAGCACAUACUAUUGCAAGCGCUAUUUUAGGCGUUGAGAAUACAACAGUGAACAAGACGACAAAAAUUCCUGCCCUCACGGAGCCUAAGAGCCUACAUUUUAGCGAGGGUAGAACGACCGUAAACAAUGUAUAUGUUAAUAAGUAACUUAUGCACCAUACUGGAAAGUGAUAAAGUGCUAUAGAGGAAAAGAAGAAAUCAUGUAAAGCAAGGUUCUCAGUGACUCCCUAUUUUUUCUGUGGUCACAUUCCUCUUUUCCCUUCACCAAAUAUGCAGGGAAACAAGAUGUGAGAUCACAGCUGGUUUAGUGUUGCUAAUGAACCCCAAAUCCAGGGCAAUGUUUGACACAUUAAGCCAAACAGCAGUUGCACUGUGGGUCAAGAAGGGCCCUUUGGCUGGCACCACCAAAACAUGUGUUCUCCAAAGGAGGCUAGCAUCAACUGGAGCCACUUCACAGCUUGUUUGAGAACUGGAUCUGACCAGUAGGAAGAAACCAGGACAGCAGUGGAAGACUGUUAAAGAAACCUGAGUAAAAAGAUGCAGGAGGUAAGAAGAGGAGGGUCUGUGAUACAUCACAAGGAGGAAGAAGGAGAAGUGAGUCCAAGAAAGAAGGAAAGCAGUGUUGUGCUGUUGGAUGAGAGUUCAGGACCACCAAGCCAGCUGCUUCGGACCCCCCAGGAUACCCAGCUCCCUCAGGAAAGAGCUCUAUUACCUGCUCCAUAUCCUGCCUUCACUAAAGAUGGAAGCCAAGGAAACCUGCCGCAAGCAGAUAUCACACUAAUGAGCCAGGCCCAAGAUAGCAGGAGCAUAUUAUUUCAGGAGUCAGUGACAUUUGAGGAUGUAGCUGUGAACUUCACUAACAGGGAGUGGCAGUGUCUGACCUACGCUCAAAGGCAUCUCUAUAAGGAUGUGAUGUUGGAAAAUUAUAGGAACAUGGUAUCACUUGGAUUUCCAUUUCCUAAACCUCCUUUAAUCUCUCAUCUGGAGCGAGAAGUAGACCCCUGUGUGCAGGAUCCACAGGACAGGGAGUCCCUAAGCUGCUUCUACCCAGUGUCAGCUGACAAGAUGUGGCCUGAGAAUGAAAAGGCAAGUUCACAACAAGAGAUUUUUGAAAAUGGAGAAGCCUACUGGAUGAAAUUUAACAGUCUCCUAAAAGUUGAUUCCCGGGAUUCUGAGGUUAGAGAAGUUUGUGUUCAGGAUGUCAAAUUAGAGAAUCAAUGGGAAACACCUAUAAGGGAGAAACUGAGAGAAGAGAAAGAAGGCUCUGAGGAAGUGACCUGCAAAAAAGGAAAGAACCAGAAAGUGCUUAGUAAAAACUUGAAUCCAAACUCAAAACAUAGUCAAUGUAAUAAAGUUCUUACAGCACAGAAACUCCAUGAAUGUGCCAGGUGUGGCAGAAACUUCAGGUGGCACUCAGAUCUAAUUCUCCAUGAGCAAAUUCAUUCUGGUGAGAAACCCCAUGUGUGUGAUGAGUGUGGGAAAGCAUUCAAGACCAGAAAUCAGCUUUCUAUGCACCAGAUAAUCCACACAGGGGAGAAACCUUUUAACUGCACCCAGUGUGGGAAGGCUUUCAACAGUAGAUCAGCUCUUUGCCGACAUAAAAAAACCCACAGUGGGGAGAAGCCUCAUGAGUGCAGGGACUGUGGGAAGGCCUUCAAGACCAGGAACCGUCUCUGUAUGCAUCAGCUCAUCCACACUGGGGAGAAGCCUUACGAAUGUAACUGCUGUGGGAAGGCCUUCCAGUUUAAGCAUUCCCUUACCAUCCAUGGCAGAAUCCACACUGGGGAGAAGCCAUAUGAAUGUGAGGAGUGUGGGAAGGCCUUCAGUGGGAGUUCAGACCUCACCAAACACAUAAGAAUCCACACUGGGGAACGACCUUAUGAGUGCAGCAAGUGUGGAAGGGCCUUCAGUCAGAGCUCAGACCUAAGCAAACACAAACGAAUCCAUACUCGGGAGAAACACUAUGGGUGCCCCCAGUGUGGAAAAGACUUCAGCAUCAAGGCAGAACUCACCAAACACAGAAGGAUCCACACUGAAGAGAAACGUUACAGGUGUGAGGAGUGUGGGAAAGCCUUUCGUCAUAACUGUAAGCGCAGGGCUCAUGAACGAGAGCACACAGGGGAGAAGCCCUAUCAAUGCAGGGAUUGUGGGAAAACCUUCCAAGAUCAGCACUGCCUUACCAUCCAUCAGAGAAUCCACACUGGAGAGAAACCUUACAAAUGUUUAGAGUGUGGGAAAGCUUUCAGUGGGAAGUCAAACUUGACCAAUCAUCAAAGAAUUCACACUGGAGAGAAGCCUCACAAAUGUGAGGUAUGUGGAAUGGCCUUCCAUCAUAGUUCAGUCCUGAGGCAGCACAAAAGAAUCCACACUGGUGAGAAGCCAUACACCUGCAGUGAGUGUGGCAUGUCCUUCCGUCAGGGCUCAGCUCUGAUUGGACAUAAGCGAGUUCAUACUGGGGAGAAACCUUAUGAAUGUGAGGAGUGUGGAAAAGCUUUUAGAGUGAGCUCAAAUCUUACUGGACAUAAGAAAAGAAAACAUCAAGUAUGGAGAACCCAUGAACUUCAUGGGAGUAGGAAAUCCCUCUCUCCAGUGACUGUUUCUCAGACCUCAGUAGUCAGUAUUUUGACCAGUGCCUGAGUAUAACAAUUCUGUUGUUACUUUCUGUUUUUCCUACGUCUUAGGCUGGUCUUUCUGUCACUUAUAUUAGUUAUUCUUGAUUUCCUGACCCUUAAUUGUGAGAUUCCCCAAAGACAUUGUCCUUUACCUUCUUAUUCAGUAUUUUUUCAGUGAGCACAUUUACUUCCAAGAGUUUAUCAAUCACUUCGUAGUAAUAAUAAACACUUAUUAGUGCUU
Messenger RNA from Symphalangus syndactylus (siamang), 3256 nucleotides. It is a transcript of the gene ZNF311, whose product is annotated as zinc finger protein 311. Gene Ontology annotation, cellular component: nucleus. The record is from RefSeq and is a predicted model, not a curated record. NCBI's taxonomy places the organism in Eukaryota, Metazoa, Chordata, Mammalia, Primates, Hylobatidae. Gene Ontology annotation, biological process: regulation of transcription by RNA polymerase II. Gene Ontology annotation, molecular function: RNA polymerase II transcription regulatory region sequence-specific DNA binding; DNA-binding transcription factor activity, RNA polymerase II-specific.